CGCCUCAUUGCCAGAUCACCGUCGACGCUGAUUCCUCAUCACUCUUCACUACAAGUGGUAAUGAGUGAUAGAGUACAUUUUAGUACUAAACGUACCAACUGAUAGCGUUGAUGCUGAUCCUCUGCUGACAUGCGGUUUUUUUCUCAGUUGAGGAGAUAGAAAAAAAAAUCCAUCAAUAACGGCCGAAGUUGACAGAGUUGAGGCGCAUCGGAAAGAUCCACUUGACAUGUGCUGCUGGCUCUUCAGUCGAACGGAGGCGCGCGGUCGAUCGAGUUGGUGUUUGAACAUAUAAAUGAAUUAAAAUGAAGCAUCGAAGUUCUUCGGUGGAUUUAAAGGGAUUCCGAUCGAUGGCUAGCGGUUUGUUUUGGUUGAGCACGUGCCUUCCAUUCCUUCAUUUAGCACUUGGAUUUCAAGCCAAUGGGAACGUGAAACUUCCAAAGUUGUACGAAUACGAUGACUUCGAAGAGUGCCGUCGGGAUGAUCCUCUGUUCCAGUAUUGUGUCGUGCGAGCAACCGUUGAACCCGAUGAAAGUUCCGACGUUUGGCGGAAUAUCAGUUUUCUCCUUGCAGACACUCGGAUAUUUCCACACGAUCAGCUGGAACGGGGUGUCUGUCUGCGUAGCUGUCUGCAACGAAUUUCCUCUUUCGUCCAGAUUGACAUGGAUCACCUGGAGGCACCGUCAUCGAUCGCCGAAUUGAGCCAGCUCCGAGAGUAUCUCGGCCAAUGUGUCGACAGCGAGCUUAUGUCAACUUACCAUCUGAAAGCUUCGGUUUCAGAACUCCACUGCAGCACGCAAGAGGAUCUGCAUCAACCUUUCGGUUUCACCGAAAAAAUGUUCAUUGCAUUAGUUAUUGGGUUGACUCUGUUGGUCUUCGAAGCUACGAGACGAAAUUUCAAGGCGAUCACGAGCAAUUACGACGAGUUGAUACUACCUUUCUGUCUGUCCCGCAACAUAAGCCGGCUUUUCGAGGCAGGAGCUUCCGGAGGGCUCAGUAUCCGCUAUCUUGAAGGUCUCCGUGCAAUUGGAAUGUUGAUCAUCAUCGUCGUUCACUCGGGCCUGCCAAUGAUUCGAAUGCCACUGAAGAACACCGAAGACAUGGAAGCGCAAACAACGAGCAUAUUUUUUCCGAUCGUGAACUCAGCCAACACUCAUAUGAUAACAUUUUUCUUCGCUCUCGGGGGAAUGGUUCUGGCGGUGAGCUUUCUAGAUCACAUCAACCGAAAUUCGCAGUUCGAGUGGCGUUACCUCUGGAAGAAGCUGGCCAACCGGAUGGCUCGUCUAAUUCCGGCUUACGCCUUCAUGAUGUUCUACCAGGCCACGCUUUUCAAGCGGACUAAGCAGACUCCCGUUUCCUACAAGUUUGUAGAUUAUUGCGGAACCAACUGGUGGUCUAAUUUGCUGUUCAUCAAUAACUACGUUCAUCUCAAGGAACCUUGCAUGCAGUAUGGCUGGUAUUUAGGGGCAGAUUUUCAACUGUUUCUAUUGGGAAUGGCAAUAAUGACAAUCAUAUGGCGGUUUCCUAGAACGAAAAUGUUCAUUGUUGGAUCCAUGAUCCUCACCAGUCUUGUGACACCAGCUUAUGUAAUCUAUCAGGAAAAGCUCGACGCAACGAUGACUUUCAAUAUGAGGCACGCUCUCACAGAACUAAGAGAAUACAGAGAGUUCCUAACAUUCUACACGCCGGUCCACACCAACGCUGGAACGUAUUUCUUCGGAAUGAUUGCUGGCUUUCUGUAUCACCAUUUCUCCAAAAAUAACCUACAUGCCCAAGCCGAAGCUUUCAGCGUCCGGAUGUUCAACGUUGGAAUCGUUUUGUUUCUGACUAUCAACGGAUUUGUGGCAUUUUUGCCCUCGAUAACCCAACAGCAGAGGCCAUCGUUAUUUCUGGCCCUUUAUGGGGCAGCAUUAAAAGCAAUCUGGGGAAUCGGGCAUGCCAUUCUGUUUCUGCUGUUUGGUUUCAAGCGCAAUUCGAUGUUUGUGGCGUUUUUGGAACACCCGAUUCUUCAAGUUAUGGCUCGCCUUAGCUACGCCGUUUACAUCGUCCAAUACUCCAUCAUCUACAUGAUCUACAGUAAUUUGGAUGUACCGGUCACCUAUAGCGUGUUUAAUUCCAUAAUUUUCACAUCAGCAAUUUUGUUCCUAUCAUUUUUGAGCGCACUGCUACUGCAUCUAGUUAUUGAAGUUCCGUGUGCAGAAAUCAUCAAAAAAGUGAUCGACGGCAGAAUAAGCUUUAACAAGUUGCUAUCCACUAAAUCAAUGCAUAAAAAAGCUUUCUGAAGGUAGCUAGUUAACAAAUUUGCCAAGUACCUGUGAUCGGAGGAAAAUGGAUUUAUAGAAUAAUAAGUUUAGGAGAUUUUCGACAAUCUAAAGCUCGGGAAGAGAGAAAAAUCUAAUGAAAUCUAAUUCAACAACACAACGCAUUCAUUGAUCGCAUCGUCCAUAGUAUUAGGAUAUUUUGGCUACUACAACGAGUUGUUAAUAAGUCUAUAACAUUUUUUUGAGAGACUUUGAGACAGUCCCAAUUUUGUAAAGAUUGUUACUCGUUUUUAACAACAACCAAAAUAGUCUGGAUAACGCUUAUUUAUUCAUAAUUUACAAAAAAAUCAAAUUUGUUUGAAAAUUUCGUUCAGUGAAAAUCGUUUAAAGGAUUUAGAUACCCACA
Messenger RNA from Uranotaenia lowii, 2664 nucleotides. RefSeq names its product regulator of hypoxia-inducible factor 1-like. The transcript is spliced from 10 exons. The record is from RefSeq and is a predicted model, not a curated record. Gene Ontology annotation, molecular function: acyltransferase activity, transferring groups other than amino-acyl groups. The coding region runs from base 303 to 2279 and encodes 658 amino acids. NCBI's taxonomy places the organism in Eukaryota, Metazoa, Arthropoda, Insecta, Diptera, Culicidae.